CCGGUCGGGCUGUGUGUCUCACGCUGUAGAGAUUCAGUGGCGGACGGUGUUGCGGUGCAUGGCAGGAUACACACACUGUCAGAGUAUUUCACUACGGUGGUCCUUCUGCAUCGGAGGAACAAUGCAGAUUCGAGAACCAUUAAUGGAGCCGAACGUCAUGUAAAUAAUUCGGUUCCGCUUAGUUAUUUGAAAAAUGGAACAUCCCAAGACCUGAUAUUUGGCUUCCUUAGAGAUGGAUUUUAUUACAUGCGCUCACGCUCGAUCAGAUAACGGGACGUAAAGAUGGGGUUCGACACCAGUUGCUCUCUUUAAAAUAGCCUCUCCUGCUGAAGAAUGACCCCCCCUCAGCGCCUUUCGGAAUGCCGUUUCUCUCCGCGUGCGCAAGGGCCACGCGCCAGAUGGCCACAUCAUAACCGACUGUGAAACUAUUGCACUAAAGCUGGAGCUUAACUUUGCGGAUCUGAUGGAUUUAAAGAGGGUGCUGUCCUUUCCUCCAUAUCCAGGGGAUUAUUUGCACCCAGUGGUAUAUGCCUGCACUGCAGUGAUGCUGCUCUGCCUGCUGAUUUCUAUCAUGACAUACAUUGUACACCACAGCAUAAUCCGAAUCAGCAGGAAAGGAUGGCACAUGCUCCUCAACUUCCUCUUCCACACUGCCAUGACGUUUGGGGUGUUUGCAGGAGGCAUCAACCAGAUCAAGUUCCCUGUGAUCUGUCAAGUGGUUGGCAUUAUCUUGCACUACUCCUCCCUUUCUAGCAUGCUAUGGCUGCUCUUCACUGCCAGGAAUAUUUGUAUGGAGGUGUCCAAGGCUCCACCCAUACCUCAGGACCGGGACCUUCCCCACCAGCCACGCCCUAAAGCCACCAUUUUCAGGUUUUAUCUGGUCAGUGGUGGAAUCCCUCUAAUCAUAGUGGGUGUUACGGCUGCUGUUAGCUUGGAUAACUACGGUAGCAGAGAUGAUGCCCCUUACUGUUGGAUGGCCUUGGAGCCCAGUCUAGGUGGCUUUUAUGGACCCACUGCCUUUUUGGUCUUGGUAAUGUGCAUCUACUUUCUGUGGACAUUCGUGCAGCUUAAGCAGCACCCGGAGCGCAAGUAUGAGCUCAAGGCUAUGACCGAAGAACAGCAGCGUUUAGCAUUAGCUGAAAUCAGGCACUGUCACGCCAUCAGCGGAGAGCCAGGUGAGCAUGGUGAUCACACUGGCUGCACAGCCAUCACAGCCUCCAUGUUGGCCAAUGAACACUCUUUCAAAGCUCAGCUGAGGGCCACAGCCUUUACGCUGUUCCUCUUCCUGGCCACCUGGGUUUUCGGAGCACUGGCCAUAUCACAGGGCCAUUUUCUAGACAUGAUCUUUAGUUGCCUAUAUGGAGCAUUUUCAGUCACAUUGGGGCUUUUUCUGCUGAUUCAGCACUGUGCAAAACGUGACGAUGUGUGGCACCGUUGGUGGGCCUGUUGCCCCAACAAACCAAAGGUGGAGGUCAAUGGAGAAGCGGCGGGGAACGCCACCCCCCCAACUCUAAGUCACAGCCAUAAUCCGUCCCAUGGGCAGAACCAAAUCCACUGCCAGAUCGACUCAUCUUGCCUGGGUAAACCUUUGCUUUCCCCACACCUACACUCCCCUUUGCCGCACUGCAAAUUGGAUACACUGCCCUCCACCCAGAACCACACGAGCACCUGCUGUGCCACCCUUCACAGUCCCUCCUCUUUGACGACCCUCCCGCAGACCCUCCCUGAUGAACUGCCCAGACCAACCCUUCCCCUGCAAAGCUGCUUGAAGGACAGGUCUAAGUCUCGCUCCUUCAAUCGACCUCGGCCCUGCCUCAGGGACUAUUCUUACCACAUGACCUCCACCAGCAUGGACGGCAGUGUGCACAGCUCCCACCUGGACAGCCCCCACAGUGUGCAGCUGGACAACCCUCUCACCUGCCACAUGUCCCACAUGGAUACUCAACUCUCUUGUCACAGCCCCCACCUGGACAACCAGCUGCGCUGCCCCAGUCCCAGUCCCCACCUUGAGAACUUGGCCUCACACGGCCUUCACGAUAGCCUCUCCUGCCAUAGUGCACACUUGGACAGUCAGCUCUCCUGUCAUAGACACAUGUGCUGUGCCAAAGCAGACCCAUUCUCGAGCAUAUGCUGCCAUAAAGCUGACCCAUUUGUCAGCCCUUGCCAGGCAGAGGAUCCUGACACGGGUCUGCUGAUGUACAGUUGCACAAAGAUGGCCGAUAAAGAGGAUGAAACCAUGCUGCACUUGGAUAUAACCCCUCCGAAGGUCACAUUGUCAUGCUCCCAGGCCACACUCAGCAGGAAAGGCACCCUCAGCCGGAGAGGGACACUGAGCCGGAACAAUAGUCAGCAGGAGGACUAUGUACUUACCUCUGAUUCCACAGGUAACAUUAGGACUGGACCUUGGAAAAACGAGACAACCGUGUAGGCCUGUAAAUUAUGUGCUAACCUGUUUCUCUCGCCUGAGCUAAACUACUGUGUAGUCCCAGGGCUGUUACCCAAAGGACCUCUCUUCUUUGAGCUAAGCUACUGUGUAGUCCCCCUGCUGUGACUUCCCCUUUAAAGAGGUUUGAACCUCUGCUUACCUCUUCUCAGACAACAUCUCACGUCUCAUCCCAGCUCCAUUCUAUUUGUCCUCUUGCCAUUUUAAUAUUGUUGCAAAGAUCACAUGCCAUACAUUUUAAUUUGGAUGAACUUUUAUAAUCAAACUGAUAUUUGUACAUGUGUUUUUGGGUAUGGUAAAAUAAUGUUCAAUUUUAU
Carassius gibelio (silver crucian carp) is the source of this 2760-nucleotide messenger RNA. RefSeq names its product adhesion G protein-coupled receptor A1-like. Gene Ontology annotation, molecular function: G protein-coupled receptor activity. The transcript has 7 exons. Lineage: Eukaryota; Metazoa; Chordata; Actinopteri; Cypriniformes; Cyprinidae. Gene Ontology annotation, cellular component: plasma membrane; glutamatergic synapse; postsynaptic density. The record is from RefSeq and is a predicted model, not a curated record. Bases 464 to 2428 code for a protein of 654 amino acids. Gene Ontology annotation, biological process: G protein-coupled receptor signaling pathway; cell surface receptor signaling pathway.